ACAACCAUCCUACUUGUGUUUCUUUUGGGAUUCAACUCUGCAAGGAACAAAGCACAGCCAUGGUUUCUCAGGGGAUCCAGAUCAUUGGCAUGGCCAUGGCUUUGAUCGGCUGGCUUCUGGUCAUGGUGGUGUGCGGGUUGCCCAUGUGGAAGGUCACUGCCUUCAUCGGUGCCAACAUCAUCACGGCACAGAAUAUCUGGCAGGGCAUGUGGAUGAACUGCGUGGUUCAGAGCACAGGCCAGAUGCAAUGCAAAGUGUAUGACUCCAUGCUGGCGCUGCCUCAGGACCUGCAGGCUGGUCGCGCCAUGAUCAUCAUUUCCAUCCUGGCUGGGGUCUUUGGCAUGGUGUUGUCCAUCGCUGGUGGGAAAUGCACCAAUUGCAUUGAGGAUGAGCGAUCCAAAGCGAGGAUUUGCAUCCUGUCUGGAAUUUUCUUCAUCGUCUCGGGGUUGCUCUGCCUUAUUCCCGUGUCGUGGACAGCCCACACCGUCAUCGUCAACUUUUACAACCCGCUGCAGGUGGCCCAGAAGUAUGAGUUAGGAGCGGCCCUGUACAUCGGCUGGGCAGCCUCUGCACUGCUGCUGAUGGGAGGGGGGCUGCUGUGCUGGAACUGCCCCCCCAAAAAUGAACAGUACCACUAUGUGCCCAAAUUCACACCUGUGAAGUCCAGUGCUUCAACAAGAGAAUAUGUAUAAGAUGCAUUACAUUUCCUAUGUGGAUGCUGGAGGUCAAACACAAUGGCUACAAUUCUCCAACACCAGAGGUCAACACAUUGACUGGAAAAGUGUUCACAUCUUCAGAUCAACCGCUGCAACAGUAUGAUGAUUUUUAUUUGUAUCUUUAUUUCUCACAGCUUCUUUGUCAUCAUUAUAUUAGCAACUAACAACGUGAAUAAGGUUAGAUUCCCUGAUUUGAGGCCCUCGGACUGUGAUUCCUGGAUCACUCAACCAUCUAAAUGGAACUGAGCCGUCUACAUAUCUGCCAACAGAAAGACUGGAGCCAGUUAAAUAGGAACUACACUCAAAAAUCAAGGCAAAAUUGGUUGUUGGAAUUAUACAUCCAUGUGACAAAAGCAGGAUGUGCUGAGUGUUAAAGUCUUGUGUAUGAUGGUUGGAAAUAUUUGAAAUGGGCAACUUCAAUAACUGUCAUCUAGAAAUGUUUUUUGUGGCAAUUCAUUAAAUGAAUAAUGGAGGAAAUUAUGUAACACUUUCCUAAUCUGUGGUGACUGAAUUAUCACUGCACACAAUAGUAGUUGGAAUUAAAAACACUAUGCUAAGAAUCUGUUCUUUUUUGUAAAGCUGUUGUAAAAACUUUUUAUUUGCAUUUUGAUGCAACAGUAAUUGUUCCUAAUUCAUGUUGAUGCAGGUUAUAUUUCUGUACUUCUGAAGCUUGUAAUCUUCUGAAUCUGUAAAAAAAAAAACGAUAAUCUCACUGGUGGAUGAGUGUUAAAGUACUUGUAAGACAACCCAAGAAAAGA
Thalassophryne amazonica is the source of this 1474-nucleotide messenger RNA. RefSeq names its product claudin-4-like. Bases 60 to 692 code for a protein of 210 amino acids. Gene Ontology annotation, biological process: bicellular tight junction assembly; cell adhesion. Gene Ontology annotation, molecular function: structural molecule activity. Gene Ontology annotation, cellular component: plasma membrane; bicellular tight junction. The transcript has a single exon. The record is from RefSeq and is a predicted model, not a curated record. Lineage: Eukaryota; Metazoa; Chordata; Actinopteri; Batrachoidiformes; Batrachoididae.